Prosopis cineraria is the source of this 1933-nucleotide messenger RNA. RefSeq lists its product as uncharacterized. Lineage: Eukaryota; Viridiplantae; Streptophyta; Magnoliopsida; Fabales; Fabaceae. The transcript is spliced from 9 exons. Gene Ontology annotation, biological process: DNA-templated transcription initiation. The record is from RefSeq and is a predicted model, not a curated record. Bases 691 to 1392 code for a protein of 233 amino acids. Gene Ontology annotation, cellular component: RNA polymerase I complex.
GAAAAAAGUCAGAAAUAUCAAAACCCUAGUUAGCCCCUUAAAGCGGCUUCGACACCAUAGCCUCCAAAUCCCCUGAGCAUAGAGUAUUGGUCGGACUUCAACUGAAUCAGCUAUCACCUACUUCAUUCCCUUGCUCUGAAGUCUGAAGACCGGGCAGCGUCCGCCUUGUCCUCUUUUCGUUCUUCGUGAACGUUCUGUCAGGUGGCGGCUUAUUUCUUAUAGUAUCUUCCCCAGCAGGCCUGGGUUGUGUACAGCUCGGCGUCCUACCUUUCGACAAGCACCGUUUGCUGACGUCGUGGGGAGACCACAUUGGUGGAGUGUGGAUUAUAAAUCACCCUUCUCUUAUGAGGUACCUUUUAGGGGGCGAGUUCUAUCCAGAGGGCUUGUGGUCGUGACAUUGGUGCUCUCGUUAAGAGUUGCCAUUCGCGGAAAGGACUGCCCAUGGAGGGGCCGACUAGUUGAAGGCCGAAUGAAGCGCCGUGGAGCGUGAGCCGUCGCGGACGCCAGCUUUUGAGGGGUGGGCUAUGUCAUGAGUCCCAUAUCAGGAGGCCACAUUGGUAGAGGGUGGUUUAUAAGUCAACCGGGCACCCUCCUCUUGCGAGGCGCCUUUUGGAGAUUUCACAGUUUUGGAAGGCUAUUGUUGGGCAAAGAGUAGCUUCGCUUCUGCUCCACAAAACAGGAGUAGUAGCAAUGGAGGGGUUGAAGGUGUCAGAUGCUAAUCUAGUCGUAUAUGUUCAUCCUUCAAAAAGUAAAAAAGUUCCCCAAGCAGUUCUCAAUGAGCUCAGCACUUUGCUUUUCACGUUCAGUGAAAUCUUUGAUGGGGUUGUGUUAGCCUAUGAUAUCAACCUCCUUGAUAAAUGUGCAAAAAUUCUUUCUGGAGUUCAUCCUUAUUUUGGGGUUAAACUAAAUGCGAAAUUGUUACUUUUUUCUCCAAAGCCGGAUAUGCUUUUAGAAGGGAAGGUGGUUAAGCUUACACAAGAAUCUAUUCAUGCCAUUGUGCUCGGCUUUUCUUCUGCAAUAAUUGUUGACAAAGACAUUAGGGAAGAGUUCUCAUACAAAAUUAAACGUGGACAAGGUAGAUAUACAAGCAGAUUGCGUAAGCGGCAUGUGAUAAAGGUUGGAACCAUGAUACGCUUUCAAGUCAAGAGCUUUGAUGAGGAAAUACUUCAUGUUUUUGGAUCCCUGAAGCCAGAUACCACUGGCAGCAUUCAUUGGUUAGACAAGAACUUGGAAGAUGUUUCCCAAAGUGACAGAAGUGCAAAGAAGAGAGAAAAUGGGGGAGAAUCACUAAUCCCAGAGCAAAAUGCUAUGGUUGAGGAACCAAUUUCCUUGGACAAUGCACACGUGAAAAGGCCAAAGAAACAAAGAAUUAAAGAGGAAUCAUGGAGUUGAAAGUAGCUCUGGAAUCCUAUUCUGUAUGUAUUUUGUUUUCCCAGGGCUUUCACAUUAUUUUGCAGCUUGACCACUGUCUAGUGCCCUAGAAGUAGCAGCUUCAUGAGCCACUGAUAAACAUGAAAAGUGGAGAGGAAGAGUCCAAGAAAUCUCAACACUGCCUUGGGUUAGUUUUGCUAUUAUACGUCGACAGAUUUAUUGACAAGCAUGAAAACUCAAAUUUGUUGAGCCUUGUAAUCCGUGUUCGGCAUCAAUUUGUACCUCAAGAUUAUGUAUCCUGUUGACUGCUGCCAUUUCAUUUAUUUACAUGUGUAUCCCGAAAUGGCUCCAACAUCUUACUUAUGCUUUCUUGAUUCAAAUCAUUCUGGAUUAUCACUCACAGCUAGAAUAAUAACAACGCAUGGUGGUGGCCAGUCUCAUUGAUGAUACAGUGUGAAUCUGAUGUCAGGGAUAUUGUAGCCAUUUUUUAUGGAAUAUCCACAUGGCACAUACGAAGAAAAAUAAAGCAUGUUUUCCCAAUGGGAUACUUUUGGUCUUUGAA